This is a messenger RNA of Pieris macdunnoughi, 954 nucleotides long. NCBI's taxonomy places the organism in Eukaryota, Metazoa, Arthropoda, Insecta, Lepidoptera, Pieridae. The record is from the annotation of a GenBank genome assembly.
AUGUUUCGAGGGGAUAAUUCUCAUUCAUUGAGUUAUGAACAACAGUCAAAAUUUAUUUUAGAUCGUAUAACUAACGUAGAGAAACACUUUGGUGAACUUUGUGUCGGUUUCGGUGAUUAUACUCGGAAAACUGCUAGAUUACGUGACAUGGGAGACGAACUCGCAAAAAUAUUUAAGGAGUAUGCUAAUAAUGAAUUAGUUAACAAAUCCUUGAGUACUGGUUUAGACAAUUUGUCUUUAACAUUAACAGCUAUAGAGGAAUAUAGAAACUGUGCUGUUCAACGCUUGGAAGCAAAGGUAAUUGGGGAGUUAUGCCAAUACGAAAAUAUUUGUAAACACGCCCGCGAAGAACUGAAACAUACUAUGAGCGUUCGUGAGAAAGAAAUGGCGAGGAAGAAGAUUCUUGACAAAGCUCGAGAAAGGCAACCAUUUAAUCGACAACAAGUGACAUACGCUGAAUCCGAGCUCCUCAAAGCAUCAGCGGAGAUGUCGCGUACAGCUAAGGGUCUCAGCGAGCUGACAGAGUUCUUUGAAAAACGCAAGUUGCAGCAACUGAAGGGUCUACUCACGGACUUCGUGAUGGUGGAAAUGACAUUUCACUCGAGGGCUGUGGAACUGCUAACUGUUGCGUACCAGCAAAUUGGUGAUAUCAACGAUAAAGCUGACUUAGAGAACUUCAAGCGGAAGCUAAAGUCUCCAGAAAAGCCAGUCAGCACUGGUAUUUCGGCGAGAUCUUCUUCGCUUGCGUCACUCAUGUAUCCACAAAUGUCUCCACAAAAAGACGACGACUCCUCGAGUUUGGGAAAAAUGCGUUCACCGGAUAAAAAUAUGAAAGCGAGAUCAAGCUCUAUAGCAGCACUCAUGAACCAUUCAACUUCGAAAGACGAAGACACUGUUACGGAAACAGAUGACUCUGAAGAUCAAAGCUCUACGGAAGAGUCCGAAUCGAAAUAA